UUAAUGCCUGUUUUAUUACGACGAAGAGACGACAGUCAUCAAGUUCUGUAAUAAUUUCACGUAAUCUCUCCGCGUCAUCGCAGCGUGCGAAAUAUGCAGUGGAAAAGAUGACAGUGCGAACACCAUAGUGAUUUUUCCACAGCACGCAAGCGCUGCUGAUGCUGCUGCUAGCUGCUACCACCGAAUAAUUUCAAGGGGCGUCAACGGGUUUCCUCCACCCGGCCGAUUGCCCGUGCAGAAGCGACUGAGCAGAGGCUCGUACCCGUAUUUGUGUGCCUAAAUCGUCGGAGAAAGUGAUGUCUUUUGGAUGGAAAUAACCUACUUAGGUUCAUCGUAUAUAGUUUUCUCAGACUAGACUGUUAAUAUGUAAUUUGGAUAUAUCCAGGACUUUCGCAUCUUUCGUUGGAGACAGUCGUAAAUUGGAAAACGCAAUCAUGCAACGCCAACGAACCGGUCCGGUCAAUAAUGCUGCUUCGGCAGGGACUGGCAGUAGCGGUACCUACGUUACUGGGACCGUUCCUCUGUCUCGCCCUGGUCCAACAACCAGGCCCCCGGCAGCUGCAGGCAGCACCACCACCCCAGCUGUUGCUGCUGCUACCACAACUACCACAGCUCCUCCCAGCAACAACGCAGCUGCAGCGCCAGACCCACCUGGUCCAGACCAGGACGGGGCAGUCGCAAAACAGCCCCUCAGUAAUGCUUGGGUUCAAGCCUUAGCUGCUGCCAAUACUGCCAACAGCAUGAAAUAUGGCAAGAAGAAGCAGCACAUUGGGGCGCCCACGCGGCCCCCAAGGUCGCUCUUCUGUCUUACCUUGGACAAUCCCAUGCGACGGAUGUGUAUCAGCAUUGUGGAGUGGAAAUAUCCUUUUCAAAAAAGAAAAAAAAUGCCAUGA
This is a messenger RNA of Strongylocentrotus purpuratus (purple sea urchin), 893 nucleotides long. Its product is annotated as voltage-dependent L-type calcium channel subunit alpha-1D-like. Lineage: Eukaryota; Metazoa; Echinodermata; Echinoidea; Camarodonta; Strongylocentrotidae. The record is from RefSeq and is a predicted model, not a curated record. The transcript is spliced from 2 exons. The coding region runs from base 435 to 893 and encodes 152 amino acids.